Prorocentrum cordatum is the source of this 1131-nucleotide messenger RNA. Lineage: Eukaryota; Dinophyceae; Prorocentrales; Prorocentraceae. The record is from the annotation of a GenBank genome assembly.
GGUGGCCCACGCUGCCGUGGCCUUGGCCGAUGGUGUACUUCUCCGGCGGCAACCCGAACGCGGGCCGCAAGGUGGUCACUGAGCAGGAGAACCGAACCUGGUCGCAGCGCAUCGCGAAGGAGGAGUCCAUCAACGCCAAGGUGAAGCCGGGCAACUUCCAGAUACGCUCCGCGAUCAAGGUGGCCGACGUACCCGCCGACUUCAAGAUCGGCAGCGACCGCCCGCAGAAGGGGUUCCAGGAUGGCGAGAGAGGUUUCGAGGAGUUCCGCAGGUCCAUCAACGAGCGUACGGCGGGCCCGAGGGAGCUUCGCGCGUACCCGGAGACCAUGCAGCAGCAGCAUGGGUGGCUCCUGGCCACCACCCUGGGCGCUGGGAAGCGCGUGGGCGAGGCGGAGCGCCUGCGGGUGCAGCCGCUGUGCAUGGGCCACGGCUGGCUGCCGAACCUCAGCCCCGAGGACGCCCUGGCGGCCUCCGCCGGCGCGGCAGAGGCGCGGUCCGUCGUCUCCGCCGCGCCCCCCAGCGCGCUGUCCGCGGCGGCUCCGGCUUCGGUAGUCUCGGCGGCAGGGCCGGAGGUUGUCAGCCAGCUGUCUGUGGCCCCGCCAGCCAGGAGCGCGCUGUCCGCGAGCGCGCCGGCCCUCCGCAGCGCGCUGUCGGCCGCGGCGCCCAGCGGCCUGGCGGGCCAGAGCGCGCUGGCGCCCACCGCGCCGCCCGCAGCGGCGUCGUGUGUCGCGCCGGCGGCGCCGUUGCGCGGCGGCCACCCCGCCUCGCAGCUGUCCGCCGCGAGCUCGCUGCCGGCGCUGCGCGAGGGCGGCGACGCGCGGGCGCUGCUGCAGCGCAGGGAGGCGAAGCUGGGCCGCCUGGUGGAGCGGUCCCGGGCCUACCUGAAGAACGGGGAGCGCGGCGAGGCCUGGUUCAAGGGACGCCCGCGCACGGACGCCACCUACUUCCAGGAGCACUUUGCCCGGAACAACGGAGGGCUCCCCCCGCACAAAGUGCGGGGGGCCCGGGACUUCGCCAAGCCCAGCAUCCCGUGACGCGCCCCGCCCACGCUGCGCGCCCGCGCGUGCGUGCGCCCCCCCAUCACGCGCAGUCGUUCCCCGCGCCCGCCUCCCCUUCAGAGGUCGCCGGCCG